Molecule: messenger RNA, 6078 nt
Organism: Malaya genurostris
Lineage: Eukaryota; Metazoa; Arthropoda; Insecta; Diptera; Culicidae
Product: band 4.1-like protein 5
Exons: 9
Coding region: 943-3840 (965 amino acids)
Cellular component (GO): cytoskeleton
Source: RefSeq, a predicted model, not a curated record
CAGUUCAGUUCAGUUGAGUUUCGUGUUCUUCGUCGUGAGGAAGUCGUUUUCCGUGAAGCUGUCCGUCGCGUUUUUUUCUUUUAUGUUCGAUUUUAUUAUUAUUCACCUUUUUGUUUGUGAAGCCUAGUCGGAUGAAAACUAAUCACUUGCUGUAAAUUUGGUUGAUUCCGUUCGCGCGGUGCGGUGUCGGUUAAUUUGAUUAUUCAUUUCAAUUAGGAUUUAGUGGCGUGUGCGUCUUUCGAGUGUCCGUCCGUAAUGUUUGGGGGCUAGAAUCGCAAUUUGCGCUGGCGGAGAGAAAGAAGCAGAAAAAACUGGCUCCCCUCCGAUACUGCUAUAUAAUGGUGAUGACGAUGGCUGCAUUGGUUGGAUUGGCAGUCUAGAAUCUAGAAGGAAAAACCAGUGGAGUUUGGUCGCAGUUGGAGCCUACUGCUCCGCUUUUUUUUUUGCUGGUUGGCCUUUUAGGCUGAUGGAUGAAAAAAGAAGGUGUAUUAUUUAGCUAAUAAGAAGUCGUGGUGUGCAAGCACGAUUCCGGUAGUGUGAGUGAGAAGAAAGAAAGCAGAAAGGAAGGCGUAUAUCGGACAGGUCUGAAGAAGUUUCCAAGAAGAGUGGUCUGUGUUGUGUUGGCCCAUCGUUUUCGGUCCGUCCCGUCGUGCCUGUGAAUGAGGUCCAGCAGGCAUUCGAGAGUGUAAUGUAAGCAGGAAAAUCGAAAAGUGCGAUAACAGGGAGAGUGGUUUCCUACGAGUUAGUAUCGAGAAAAAAAAGUGUGCUGGUGUUUGUGUCACUGCUUCUGGCCUGCUAGUGGCCGUCGUGGAGGUGACUGGCUGCUGCUUUGUGAGAUCACCGAAAUCGUGGAUCGUUUAGCUUCUGGAUUUCUGGAUCUGGUACGAUUUGAUGGCAGCUGAGUUCUUUUCGUGUCUACGGAAGGAGUAAACGGAAACUACGAUGCUGAGGUUCCUGAGCCGAAGAAAGACUCGGAAUGUCCCUGGGUCAGAUACGGCCAGUAGUCAAAUUAAAUCCCAGCGGAUUCCGAACAACAAAAAUUUAGUUCCCUGUCGGGUGAUUCUACUGGAUAACACGGACCUGUCGGUGGAUUUAACGAAAAAAGCUCUAGCAAACGAUUUGUACGAGCAAGUUUUCUAUUCGCUGGACCUGAUAGAGAAGGACUAUUUUGGGUUGCAGUACACCGACGCCAACAAUGUUAAACACUGGCUGGAUCCAACGAAGGCAAUUAAAAAACAAGUUAAAAUUGGUCCUCCGUACACACUUCGGCUCAAGGUCAAGUUCUAUUCAUCUGAACCGAACAUUCUCCGGGAGGAACUGACGAGGUAUCAGUUCUUUCUACAGCUCAAACAGGACCUACUGGAAGGUCGACUGGAAUGUCCGGAUGCCCAGGCCGCCGAGUUAGCCGCUCUCGCGUUACAAUCUGAACUCGGCGACUAUGACGAGACCGUUCAUUCGGCGGCCACCGUGUCGGAGUUUCGGUUCGUACCCAACCAGACCGAGGAGCUGGAGAUUACGAUCUUGGACGAGUACAAAAAAUGUGUCGGUCUGACGCCGGCCCAGGCGGAAACCAGCUUUCUCAACAAAGUCAAAUGGCUAGACAUGUACGGGGUGGAUAUGCAUACCGUUUUGGGAAAAGAUGGUUGCGAGUAUCACCUGGGUCUGACCCCAACCGGAAUUCUGGUGUUCGAGGGCAUCCAGAAGAUUGGUCUGUUCUUCUGGCCCAAGAUUGGGAAGCUGGAUUUCAAGAAGAAGAAACUGACACUGGUGGUGGUGGAAGACGACGAUCACGGCCGGGAACAGGAGCAUACCUUUGUCUUUCGGCUGCACAACGAGAAGGCCUGCAAGCAUCUGUGGAAAUGUGCAGUCGAACAUCAUGCCUUCUUUCGGUUGCGUGCCCCGGUCAAGGGACCGUCCGCACGGCAAAACUUUUUUCGGAUGGGCUCCCGCUUCCGAUACUCUGGCAAGACAGAGUUCCAGACAACGCAACAGAAUCGAGCCCGCCGGACGGUGCAGUUUGAGCGGCGACCAUCGCAACGAUUCGCACGCCGCCAGUCCCAUGUGCUGCGGGAACGGCAAAAGCAGGUCUCUUCCGAUCAGACGCAACAGCAGUCGACAGCACGACGGCAAUCACCGACCGCCGAUGACGCUCAGACGACUUCCACCUCCGGAACAUCCACUCCAUCAGCGAAUACGGUGAUACACAAUCACAUUUCUGCUUCGGCUAGCAGCACCUCCGACAUCGGAGUGCACGUCGUGAAUGGGAACCUUCCGUCGCUUAGCUCGAAUAAGUCAAUGUCUUCCAGCGAAGAUGUCACCAACGCUAAGCUGGGCUCGUUCGGAAAAGCUGGAAUUUCGUACAAAUCUGAGGAACCCGUCGGGAAACUGAUCGAUCACGACGUUCCGUUUAUCCGGCCACCGGGCCAUCACCAUGGUGGUGGAUCCUUUGGAAAGGCGUCGAUCUGUUCCGGAUUCAGUAUCAAAACGAAUUCCUCCGAUCGGGACAGUCAGCUGGAUACGUUGAUGAAAUCGAUUGCGAAAGAUCCGGCCCCCUCGUUGCACGGAGUGGAACUGAACGAUGCUAGUAGCUUUAAGAUAACCAUCAACAAAACUUCCGAACUGGAGACCAAUAACGACACGCUGAAAAAGCUGGCCGCUAGUCCGGCCGAGAAACCGAAUAAUCAAAUUAAGCUUUCGAAUGCCGCGGUGACACCGCUGCCACCUGGGCAGAUUAAGUGUAACAUUUUGAAAGCACGGGUAGAGGAAGAACUACAUCCUAAGCUAACAAACCACCAACUGUACGUACCAAGUCAACCGCUGAACGAUGGUCCGGAUUCACUGAAUGCAGCUACCUUCGUAUCGGUGGGUGGUGAUAAGUUAACACUAAACCUAACAGGAACCACAACUCCUACGGUCAGCGGUUAUACGACAAUCACCACCAUGAUAUCGAGCCCGAUGGCACUCACUCCGACAUCGCCGAUCCACACGAUGAAAACCUUUUUACCACCGGUGACGACGCCACCACCGUCGCUAAUGUCCACCACCAGUACCACGGCGGCUGUCCACAACAGUCUAACGGAGCUAGCACCCCUCGUGAAUGGACUGGGUGCAGCCGACAAUGUCACCGUGACGCAUUUUUCCGAACAGAAAGGAGGAAUUGUGGAAAAGAUCAGUGUCCCGUCUCCGUCGAGUGGUUUACUGGAUACAUCUUUGACUACGGAAAAACUAGCCAACAACAAUCCGUUCCUCAACAUGUCCAAUCCAUCCUCUCCAACGAUGCUAAUCAGUCCCCUCAAAUCAUCCACCAAUCCGUUCCACAACAUUUCCAAUUCUUCCAGCAGCUCGGGUGAAACUGUACUGCACUCAGCAGAGACCGUUCCAAGCUCACCGCCACAAUCGACUGAGUUCAAAAGUAGUAAUCCAUUCAAGGACAGUAGUACCCGGGCCCGUAGUAAGUCACCGGCUUUGAUCAAGCAAACCCAAGCCGGUAGCAGCAGCAGAGGCGUUUCGCCCAACAGCAACGGUUCGGUGAUUACGAUGGAUCUAAAGGAUCUGAAAAGGGCUCCCAGUUUUAACAAAGCCCGGAAAGUGGACAUACCGACGGUGGCGAAAAAGGACGUCACGGAUUGUGCUACUGGCCCGACUAGCCCGGAAGGAGGAGGUGGUGGUGAUGAUAUGGUCAACGAUUCGAAACCGAUGAAGGAAGCCCUCAAGGAGAACAUCAAACCGCACUCGAUGGACAUUUCACCGUGGCUCGUGUCGUCCGAUGUGGUGACCGGUUCAACCAAGACCAAGGAGGCUACCAUCAUCCGGAAGUCGGUCAUUACUACGCAACUGUAGAUGGGGGCUCCGACCGGGGAAGCUCGUUUGUUUGUUUUAUGUGUUUUUGAUGUAAAUUAGUAACUACUACCGAUCAUACUAGAUGCUAGUAUACCGUUUUGACCGUUUGUGCUUGUUUUUAUUGUUUAACGAUUCGAGAAGGUUCUGUUGUUUGUUAGAAGACCAGGCACCAGAGAUGGUAUUUUUAUUCAAAAAAAUAUACCCGUCCUAAGUACUUAAAAACGAAUGUUACAGGCAGUAUAGUCAGGUAUUUUGCCAGGCAAAUCGAGCAACACCUCCCUUUUAGCAGCAGCUACAGUUAUCCGCAUAGUAUUAAAUGAUCUCAACACAUUCCACAAGACAUACCAGCAGAACCAGCUUUUCUAAAGUCGACGAAUUUAUGUGGCACUAAAAUCCACAGAAGGUUUAAACUAAUUUGCUCAAAGCAAGAUAGGUGCUUCCUGAAGGCUGAAUACAUUGAAUGAAACCGAUGCAUUCUCCUGCUUAUUCAAAAAAAAAUGGUACUGUUUUAUGUAAAUACCGCGAGUACAUCGAAUCCAGCAUCAGCUUUUAUACAUUCGGAAAUCAGCACAGAAUAGAAUGUGGUGUGAAGGUUGCUUUGCGCGUUUGCAAUCCGGCCCUCCACCUGAACAUAUUCCACUAAGACCACUUUGUUGUCGCAUCACCAACUUGUAAGUGCACUAACAAGAUUCUGGUGCCAUUGAAUGAAGUGUUGACAGUCGAGGUAGAGAAAUCUGGCGAACCGUACCGUGUUAUAAUCGAAUUAUAAACAGAAGUGAAGUGCAAAAACUUGUAUUUAUUCAGAGGGAUUUUUUUCUGUUCUAUUUUGCUUCACCCGAUCCCAACCGGGCCGAGGUUGCAUGUGACGACGUAAUAAUAAUUUUAAAAGUUAUUAUCCUACUCCAGCUGACGACGGUACUUGAGACGACCAGUCAGCUUAAAUAUUAUUAUUCUAGAAGAAAAUAUAUUCGUUAGGAAGAUGCCUUAUUGAUAUAACGGGUGAUUUUUUAAGAGCUUGAGAACUUUUUUAAACAAUAAAACGCAUAAAAUUUGCAAAAUCUCAUCGGUUCUUUAUUUUGAACGUUAGAUUGGUACAUGACAUUUACUUUUUGAAGAUAAUUUCAUUUAAAUGUUGACCGCGGCUGCGUCUUAGGUGGUCCAUUCGGAAAGUCCAAUUUUGGGCAACUUUUUCGAGCAUUUCGGCCGGAAUAGCCCGAAUUUCUUCGGAAAUGUUGUCUUCCAAAGCUGGAAUAGUUACUGGCUUAUUUCUGUAGACUUUAGACUUGACGUAGCCCCACAAAAAAUAGUCUAAAGGCGUCAAAUCGCAUGAUCUUGGUGGCCAACUUACCGGUCCAUUUCUUGAGAUGAAUUGUUCUCCGAAGUUUUCCCUCAAAAUGGCCAUAGAAUCGCGAGCUGUGUGGCAUGUAGCGCCAUCUUGUUGAAACCACAUGUCAACCAAGUUCAGUUCUUCCAUUUUUGGCAACAAAAAGUUUGUUAGCAUCGAACGAUAGCGAUCGCCAUUCACUGUAACGUUGCGUCCAACAGCAUCUUUGAAAAAAUACGGUCCAAUGAUUCCACCAGCGUACAAACCACACCAAACAGUGCAUUUUUCGGGAUGCAUGGGCAGUUCUUGAACGGCUUCUGGUUGCUCUUCACUCCAAAUGCGGCAAUUUUGCUUAUUUACGUAGCCAUUCAACCAGAAAUGAGCCUCAUCGCUGAACAAAAUUUGUCGAUAAAAAAGCGGAUUUUCUGCCAACUUUUCUAGGGCCCAUUCACUGAAAAUUCGACGUUGUGGCAGAUCGUUCGGCUUCAUGAUGAAAUGUCAGAGCAUACUGAGCAAAUAAUAAUGCAUGAAAAUCAUAACCUCAAAAAAUCUGAGCAAAUACUAAUGCAUGAAAAUCCUAACCUCAAAAAAAUCACCUUUUAGAAGAAGAAGAAGAGUAUAAACGAAACGUGAGAGCGAGAAUCAAAACUUUUAUCUUUAUCCAUAUACAAAAUUUUAACAAAAUACCUUUUAUGAAAUUGGACGUUUGUAGCCACACGAUACUUAAGUGGUGUAUAAAUAAACAGAGAGCGAGAGAGAGUAACAAACACCGAAUAGUCUGAAUGAUGAAGUAAAUCGAAUUAAUGGUAAGAUGGUUUUUCAGCGAUUGAAGAUAGCAACUUUUUGAGAGGUCUUUUUACGCAAUCGAUGACCCCAUUAGUGAUGAAUCGUGUAAUAAAAUUUAAAAUAUUGUA